Molecule: messenger RNA, 2084 nt
Organism: Arachis stenosperma
Lineage: Eukaryota; Viridiplantae; Streptophyta; Magnoliopsida; Fabales; Fabaceae
Product: vicilin-like seed storage protein At2g18540
Exons: 5
Coding region: 1-1935 (644 amino acids)
Source: RefSeq, a predicted model, not a curated record
AUGGAGCUUCGCAAAGCCAUCUUAGCCUUUCUGUUGAUCUUAUUGUAUGGCGGGGUUAAGGCAUUGAGUAGAAGGGACUACUCUUUGGUAGAGAAGAGUGAGAGGAGACCUUUAGUUGUUUCUGAAUAUGGAACGGUCUCCGCCGUUGAUGUCCAAGCCGGCCAUGGUGCACCCUUACACCAUCUUCAGUUCAUCACAUUGGAACCUAACUCUCUCUUCCUUCCCGUCCUUCUCCAUGCAGAUAUGCUCUUAUAUGUCCACACAGGGAGUGGAAGAUUGACUAGCGCAGAUGAAGAUGGAACAAAGAGCAUUGAUUUACGUGUAGGAGAUCUGUGCAAGCUGGAUGAAGGAACUGUUUUUCAUAUACAGAGCAACUCUCAAGAACUUACCCUCUAUGCCAUGUUUGCCAAUUCAGACGAUCACACUUAUGAUCCUUCAAUCGGUGCUUACUCAAGGGUCAACGAACUCAUCAAAGGCUUUGACAAGAGAAUCAUUCAAGCAGCAUUUCAGGUUCCGGAGGAUUUGGUUGAGGCGAUCACAAAGAAGAGCAGCAUCCCAGGAAUAGUGCAUAGCAAGAAUGCGACUUCAGAGGAGCAGCAUGCUCCAAAGGAUGAGAUAGACCUGGAGGCUUCUCUUCUUGGAAACAUUUUAGGGAUUCAUAGCAGCAACAAAGAGAAAACCAAAUACAACAUCUUUAAACAUGACCCUGAUUUCAGAAACCGCCACGGUUGGACCCUAACCGUCACUAAAAAGCAGCUCAAAGCAUUGAAGCACACCAACCUCGGAUUUCUCAUGGUUAAUUUGACCGCGGGAUCAAUGUUGGGACCACAUUGGAACCCAAGGUCUGCAGAAAUAGCAGUGGUGUUGUACGGACGAGGCAUGGUUCGUGUGUUAUGUGGAAGCAGCAGCAGCAAUGAUGUUGAUAAGCAGAGAAGGAGGAGAGAAUGCAAGAAUAGGAGGUUUAAGGUUGAGGAAGGUGAGGUGUUUGUGGUGCCUAGGUAUCAUGCAAUGGCUCAGAUGUCGUUCCAGAAUGAGUCACUGGUGUUUCUGGGGUUCACCACAAGUUCUAAAAAGCAUACCGAUGUUCGGUUCUUGGCUGGAGACACGUCCGUGCUUCAAAACAUGAACAGAGAUGUAUUGGCCACCUCUCUUGGCGUCAGUAACGCCACCGUUGGCAGGCUUCUUCGUAAUCAGAACGAGUCUGUGAUAUUCGCCUGUAAUUCUUGUGCGGAGGAAGAGAGAAGAAGAGAGGAGGAAGAGGAUGCAAGAGAGAAGGAGAGAGAAGAAGAAGAAGAUGAGAAGGAAAGGAAGCGACAAGAGGAGGAAGAGGAGGAGGAGGAAGCAAGGAGAAGGGAAGAGGAAGAAGCAGCUAGGAGAAGAGAAGAGGAAGAGAGGGAGAGGGCUGAAGAGGAAGAGAGAAGAAGAGAGGAGGAGAAGGAGAAGGAGAAGGAGGAAGAGGAUGCAAGAGAGAAGGAGAGAGAAGAAGAAGAGAGGGAAAGGAAGCGACAAGAGGAGGAGGAGGAAGCAAGGACAAGAGAAGAGGAAGAAAGAGCUAGGAGAAGGGAAGAGAAAGAGAGAGAAAGGAAGCGACAAGAGGAGGAGGAGGAAGCAAGGAGAAGGGAAGAAGCAAGAAGAGAGAGAGAAAGGAGAAGAGAAGAAGAAGAAGAGAGGGGAUCAGAGGCAGAGAGAGCUCAAGAGGAAGCUAGAAAAGAGAGGCAAAGGAGAAGAGAAGAAGAAGAGAUAGAAAGGGAGAGACAAGAGGAAGAAAGGAGAAGGGAGUUUGAAAGGAGAAGACAAGAAGCUGCUGAGAGGGAAAGACAAGAAGAAGGAGGAGAGAGGGAGGGAAAGCGCGAAGGGGGCGGUGGUGGUGGUUACCAUGUUCCAGUGGAAACACAAGUAGAAGGAAGGAGAGUGUUGAAGGCACGCCAUGUCUGAAGAGAGUUGCUUAUGGGUGUACUCAUGUGUAUAUACAAUAACCAGUAACAACCCAUCACCAUCUCUUUGUUUUCUUCUGUCUAUGCAUGUGUGCGCGUGUGGAUUACAUCACACUACUAAGAAUAACAACUCCAUCAAUCUCUUGUCUU